AUGCCUCCUCGCAAGCGGCCUCGUGAGGUUAUUGACCUCACAGAAGAGCCUGGCGCUGCUCCUGGGGCCAAGACUCCACGCGUCGCCGCUUCAGCUAACCGAGGAUCGUCUUCUCGCCAUGCGUACGGCACGUCGUCCAACUAUCCACCAGAAGUGGUAGACCUCACUCAGGCUGAUAAUGGUCCCGAACUCCAGCUGUACAGUUUUUUGGACGAGCGUAUCGUUGGCUGUCGAUACUACAAUGGUCUCGUCACUCCUGGAGAAGUCGUCAUCCUACGACGCGAACCCAGCAAUCCGUAUGAUUCGAAUGCCGUCAGGGUGGACAAUGUUUUGGGCAGUCAAGUGGGACAUCUGUCUCGUGCACUCAUGGUGAAGUUGGCCCCCUACAUGGACUCUGGCGAUGUGCAGGUUGAGGGUAUAAUAAACGGGGAGAAAGGGUUCUACGAUUGCCCCAUCCGACUACUGCUGUACGGCACGGCCGACCCCGUGGCGAGGUCUGUUUUGGAAAACAGGCUCAAAGCCGACAGAUUGGUGAAGGCAGCUUCUAUCAAGCAGAACAGACCCAAACCGCAAAAGGAGCAGCAAAGAAAGCCUAUGGGUCUUACGAGCAGUCAACCUAUGACUGAUUUGGGAGCUGAUCAAACUGAAUUUUCGCUUGAAGACCUUGCACAGAUCAGUCAAGCAGUGCAGUUCCGGAGCGGCGAUGACAACCUCAAAAGUCUUGCCAUGGAUGAGGAUGCGCUCUCAAAGUUGCCAAUGGCUCCCCAGCCAGCAGCACUCAAGUCGCAGCUUCUACCGUAUCAGCUGCAAGGUUUGGCAUGGCUACAGGCAAAGGAGAACCCCGGCUUCCCGCAGCCUGGUUCUGAAGACGCCACGCAGCUAUGGAAGCGCACUGCCAAUGGACGUUACAACAAUAUUGCGACACUUUUCACAGUGGCAUCUGCGCCUCGGCUUGCCAGAGGAGGUAUUCUGGCUGAUGAUAUGGGGCUGGGCAAGACGUUGCAAAUGAUCAGUCUAAUCUUGACCAAGCCAGGAAUCACUUUGAUUGUAGCCCCAAAAUCCGUGAUGAGCAACUGGGCACAGCAAGCUCUUGAACACGUUCGCGAGUCAAGUGCACUCCGCAUUUGCAUUUACCACGGCAAUGACAAACUCAAAGCAACGGAGCUCAAGACUUACAAUGUCGUGAUUACCAGCUACGGGACCAUGGUGAGCGACAAAACCAACAAAGGACCCCUCUUCUCUAUGUCGUGGGAACGCAUCAUACUGGACGAGGGACACGUAAUACGCAAUGCCGGAACACACACUGCUCUGGCUGCCUGUGAGCUGAAAGCAGCGACAAGAUGGGUUCUCACGGGGACACCAAUCGUCAACAACAUCAAGGAUCUGCAUUCAAUGGUCAAAUUUCUGCGAAUCACGGGCGGUAUUGAGGACGCGGCGAUCUUCAACACAGUCAUCACCAGGCCACUCGGCCAAGGCCAACCUCGUGCUCAAGUCCUGCUGCAAUAUCUAAUGAAGGAUCUCUGCCUGAGACGCAGAAAGGAUAUGGCCUUCGUCGAUCUGAAGCUGCCCCCAAAGACCGAAUAUGUUCAUCAAGUUCAAUUUCACAAAGAAGAGAAGAAGAAAUACGAGGCCCUCCUAUCUGAAGCGAGAGGUGCACUUGAAGAAAUACAGGCCCGGUCUGGGUCUGGGAGCAAGGCCAGCUCUUUGCAAAAUGUACUGGAGAGGCUUCUGCGUCUACGACAGAUAUGCAACCAUUGGACCUUGUGCAAAGAGAGGGUGGUCGAUCUGCUCAAGACACUCGAGGACCAGGACGUGGUGGUCCUCAACGACAAGAACCGCGAGAUACUGCAACAGGCUCUGGCGUUGUUCAUCGAAAAUCAAGAAGAGUGCCCAGUCUGCAUUGACACUUUGGACGCGCCCGUGAUCACACACUGCAAGCAUGUGUUCUGCUCAGAGUGCAUUCGAAAGGUCGUCCAGACACAAGGAAAGUGUCCGAUGUGCAGAACUGCUCUUUCAGAGGAACACCUAUUGGAACCUGCACCCGAGACCUCUGGGGAAGAAGACGGACAGCUUGACUCGGAGACACAAAGCUCAAAGACAGAAGCAAUGCUCAAGAUCCUCCAAGCAACCCUGAAGAAGGAUGGAUCCAAGGUGAUAAUUUUCAGUCAAUGGACUAAGUUCUUGAAUAUUAUCCAGAACCAGUUGAAGGCUGCUGGAUACAAGUUCACCCGUAUCGACGGGUCGAUGACGCCCAGGGCCAGAGACAAUGCCUUACAAGCUCUGCAAAAUGACCCAGACUGUCGCAUCAUGCUUGCCAGCCUGGCCGUUUGCAGCGUCGGACUGAACCUGGUCGCAGCAGACACCGUAGUUCUUGCAGACAGCUGGUGGGCUCCAGCUAUUGAGGACCAGGCGGUGGACCGUGUGCAUCGCCUGGGACAGACCCGACCCACGACGAUCUGGAGACUAGUGAUGGAGGACUCCGUCGAGCAGCGUGUGCUCGACAUCCAGGCUGAGAAGCGUCUGCUUGUCGGCAAGGCGUUCCAGGAGAAGUCGGAAAGCAAGCAGACGAAGGAGACGAGGAUGGCCGAUAUCAUUAAGCUCCUCGGGUGA
Molecule: messenger RNA, 2610 nt
Organism: Cryphonectria parasitica EP155
Lineage: Eukaryota; Fungi; Ascomycota; Sordariomycetes; Diaporthales; Cryphonectriaceae
Exons: 9
Coding region: 1-2610 (869 amino acids)
Molecular function (GO): nucleic acid binding; hydrolase activity, acting on acid anhydrides, in phosphorus-containing anhydrides; zinc ion binding
Source: RefSeq, a predicted model, not a curated record